AUGUGUGGUAUUUUAGGUAUCGUGUUAGCAAACCAGUCUACUCCAGUAGCUCCAGAGUUGUGUGAUGGAUGCAUAUUUUUACAACAUCGUGGUCAAGAUGCAGCCGGUAUAGCCACCUGUGGUUCUGGUGGUAGAAUCUACCAAUGUAAAGGUAACGGUAUGGCUCGUGACGUUUUCACUCAACAGCGUGUAUCUGGUCUUGCCGGUUCCAUGGGUAUUGCCCACUUGAGGUAUCCUACAGCUGGUUCCUCCGCCAACUCAGAAGCACAACCAUUCUACGUUAAUAGUCCUUAUGGUAUCAACAUGGCACAUAACGGUAAUCUAGUGAACACCGCCUCAUUAAAGAGAUACAUGGAUGAGGAUGUUCACAGACACAUCAACACUGACAGUGAUUCCGAAUUAUUAUUGAAUAUUUUUGCUGCUGAGUUAGAGAAGCAUAACAAGUACAGAGUCAACAACGAAGAUGUCUUUCAUGCUUUAGAGGGUGUUUAUCGUCUGUGUCGUGGUGGUUAUGCUUGUGUCGGUUUACUAGCUGGUUUUGCAUUAUUUGGGUUUAGAGAUCCAAACGGUAUCAGGCCGUUGUUGUUUGGUGAAAGAGAGAACUCAGACGGGACCAAGGAUUACAUGCUGGCUUCGGAAAGUGUCGUUUUCAAGGCCCACAACUUCACUAAAUACCGUGAUUUGAAGCCUGGUGAAGCAGUCAUUAUCCCCAAAAACUGUAGUAAAGGUGAACCUGAGUUCAAACAAGUCGUCCCAAUAAACUCUUAUAGACCAGAUUUGUUCGAAUAUGUUUAUUUUGCCAGACCAGAUAGUGUCUUGGACGGUAUAUCAGUUUAUCACACAAGAUUGGCCAUGGGUUCCAAGUUAGCCGAAAAUAUUUUGAAGCAUUUGAAGUCUGAAGACAUUGAUGUUGUUAUUCCUGUUCCAGAUACUGCAAGAACGUGUGCAUUGGAAUGUGCUAAUGUAUUAGGGAAACCGUACAGAGAAGGCUUCGUUAAGAAUAGAUAUGUUGGCAGAACAUUUAUCAUGCCUAACCAAAGGGAAAGAGUUUCCUCAGUAAGGAGGAAGCUCAACCCUAUGGAAUCUGAAUUCAAGGGUAAGAACGUUCUGAUAGUAGAUGAUUCCAUCGUUAGAGGUACUACUUCCAGGGAAAUUGUUAGUAUGGCUAAGGAAUCUGGUGCAGCAAAGGUCUUCUUUGCAUCAGCUGCGCCAGCUAUUCGUUAUAAUCAUAUUUACGGUAUCGAUUUGACAGAUACCAAGAACUUGAUUGCCUAUAACAGAACCAACGAUGAAGUAGCGGAAGUGAUUGGUUGUGACAAAGUUAUCUAUCAAUCAUUGGAAGAUUUGAUCGAUUGUUGUAAAACCAGUGAAAUAUCGAAGUUUGAAGAUGGUGUUUUUACCGGAAGUUACGUUACAGGUGUUGAAGACGGUUAUAUACAAGAACUGGAAGAAAAACGUGAAUCGAUCGCAAACAACUCUUCAGAUAUGAAAGCUGAAGUUGACAUCGGAUUAUAUAACUGUGCGGAUUAUUGA
Messenger RNA from Saccharomyces eubayanus, 1533 nucleotides. RefSeq names its product amidophosphoribosyltransferase (gene ADE4). The record is from RefSeq and is a predicted model, not a curated record. Lineage: Eukaryota; Fungi; Ascomycota; Saccharomycetes; Saccharomycetales; Saccharomycetaceae. Gene Ontology annotation, molecular function: amidophosphoribosyltransferase activity. Gene Ontology annotation, cellular component: cytoplasm. Gene Ontology annotation, biological process: purine nucleobase biosynthetic process; purine nucleotide biosynthetic process. The transcript has a single exon. The coding region runs from base 1 to 1533 and encodes 510 amino acids.